CUACUACACUUACCUCGUGACCUAAAAUAAUAGCAUUUGAAAUGAUGGCAACAGGAGACCUAAAAGGAAGUUUAAGAAAAAUAGAGCAAGGACUUCGCUUGUUAAAUUAUCCAAGAGAUGUGGAUUAUACAGGGUUAAUAAAGGGUGAUCCAGCUGUAUUUUUACCCAUCAUCAGCUAUUCUUUUACAUCUUUCUCAACGUACAUAGCAGAACUUUUGGUGAAAUGUGAUGUAGAACUCGCAGCAAAGAGUGACUUGCGUUUUAUUGAAGCUAUUUAUAAGCUUCUUCGGGAUCUAUUUCAGUAUAAACCAAUCUUAACAAAACAGCAGUUUCUUCAGUUUGGCUUUGCAGAACGAAAAAUGCAGAUUGUUUGCGACAUAAUCAACUUUGUGAUGAAAAAGCAUAAGGAAUUAAGUAACUUGAAUAAGGCCAAAUCCCAACCAAGAAGAAAACCUGGAUCUUUAAAAUAUGAACUAUGGUCAAAUUGUCAUAAAGUUCACGCUGAACCUAAUGACAAUGCUAUGAAUCUGAAACAGGUAUGUCUUUUUCCUCAAGUUGAACGACAUCCAGGAAGUGAAGAUGGUGACAACCUUCAUCCACCAGUCCUUCCAGCAGAGAGAGACCCUGAAGAAGAAUUAUACUUAAAUGAUGAUGUUCUGGAAGUCACAUGUGAACAAGUCUUAGAAGAUAAUUCUCAGAUUGAGUUCCUUAAAUGCCAGCUUACUGAUUGCCAGGAAAAGCUUCAUAAACUAGAUUGGAUAGAAGAGAAACUAUCUGUUUUAGAAGACAGACUGAAAGGAAAGGUGAUCAUAGAUGAGAAGGACUGGAAUAAUUUGUUGAGUCGAGUUUUGCUCCUUGAAACCGAGCUAUUGCUGCAGUCGAAAAAGAGUGACGUAACAGGGUUCAACGAUGUAAAUCAAGAAUGUUCAUCCAGUAGGAUUCCAAUCUCUCCUGAUACAGAGAGGAAGGAGGAGAUGCCAGAGAGUCUUCAUCAGUUGUCUGGAUACAGUUCGCUAUUAUCCACAGUCCCGUCUCCAAAAGCCAUCACCAUUAAUUGUCAUGAUCUGACAGAUGUUUCAAAGGAAACCACAAGACAAAGAAUGGAAAGGAUAAGUAAAAUGAUUGAAGAGACCUCAGAAUUGUUGAAAAACUCAAGCAGCACCUCUGAGAAGACCUGA
This is a messenger RNA of Tinamus guttatus (white-throated tinamou), 1178 nucleotides long. The record is from RefSeq and is a predicted model, not a curated record. Lineage: Eukaryota; Metazoa; Chordata; Aves; Tinamiformes; Tinamidae.